Messenger RNA from Hypomesus transpacificus, 6232 nucleotides. It is a transcript of the gene mef2d, whose product is annotated as myocyte enhancer factor 2d. Gene Ontology annotation, biological process: cell differentiation; positive regulation of transcription by RNA polymerase II. Gene Ontology annotation, molecular function: DNA-binding transcription factor activity, RNA polymerase II-specific; histone deacetylase binding; protein dimerization activity. The coding region runs from base 690 to 2390 and encodes 566 amino acids. Lineage: Eukaryota; Metazoa; Chordata; Actinopteri; Osmeriformes; Osmeridae. The transcript is spliced from 14 exons. The record is from RefSeq and is a predicted model, not a curated record.
UCAAUCAUAACCCAGUUCCAAUCAAGAUAGAUUGGGCACCAUUUACAUUUUAUCAUUAGACAUAACUAAAUAGUUACCUUGUACAUCUACAGGAAAGAUUUGUCAAUUGAUACCAACGUUGGUAGACAGCAAGUCUAAACCAUUUUUCCUCAUCUUUAUUUUAUAUACAUAGACGAAUCUUUUUCUAACCUCCAGUUCAACCAAACAGAUGUGGAUACUAUACUACAAGAUUGCCUGACGUGCAACUACUUUUCCGAUCUACAUUUUGGCAAUUUCAAGAUCAUGUAUUCCAUUCUCCAUGUCAACACGGGACAUGAACUGAUGUCUCACUCAACCAUGCACGCAGGAGUAACACGCCAGAAGAGGGGGGGAAAAAAAGCAGUUUCAGCAGACGAGUGGAUGAGACCAUGGCACAGACCAUGAUCUGAGGACGACAGCCACGAGAAUCCUCUCUUUCUUCUUCCUCCUUUUUCUUGCGCGGGGGGUUCGAGCUCCGAGUCCAGCUGCCUUGGACAGGUGGAGAAACAAAAGAGAAGAGAGAAAGACUGUAACACAGAGAGAGAGAGAAAGGGAGAAAGUGACGACCCGACUCCUUGUCGCGAACAGCCACCUUCCCCCCUCGGGACUGCCGUGACCUCCGCCCCCUGCCCCACCACGCUCCCUGCCCCCCCCAACACCACUCCAGAACCAUGGGGAGGAAAAAGAUCCAGAUCCAAAGGAUCACGGAUGAACGGAACCGACAGGUGACGUUCACCAAAAGGAAGUUUGGCCUGAUGAAGAAGGCGUACGAGCUGAGCGUGCUGUGCGACUGCGAGAUCGCCCUCAUCAUCUUCAACCACUCCAACAAGCUGUUCCAGUACGCCAGCACCGACAUGGACAAGGUGCUGCUCAAGUACACCGAGUACAACGAGCCCCACGAGAGCAGGACCAACGCUGAUAUCAUCGAGGCUCUGAACAAGAAAGAGCACCGGGACUCUGAGAGCCCAGACCCUGAGGAGCCCUUCUCCCUCACCCCCCGCACAGAGGAGAAAUACAAAAAAAUUGACGAGGAGUUUGAUAAAAUGAUGCAGAACUAUAGGCUGUCAUCGGCUGUCCCACAGCCCACCUUCUCCAUGCCAGUCACAGUGCCCGUGUCCAAUCAGAACACACUGCAGUUCAGCAACAACCCCGGCGCCCUGGUUACCACCUCCUUCGUCACCUCCACUCUCACAGACCCACGCCUCCUGUCACCACAGCAACCAGCCCUCCAAAGGAACACUGUGUCUCCAGGGUUACCGCAGCGACCCGCAAGCGCCGGUGCACUCCUGGGAGGAGACUUGGGCAACUCAAAUGGAGGAUGCCCAAGCCCUGUAGGCAACGGCUACAUCAGCGCCAGGGCCUCCCCCGGCCUCCUCUCCAUCUCCAACGGCAACAGCCUGGGGAAAGUAGUCCCGGCCAAGUCUCCCCCUCCGCCCAGCCCUCAGAUGGUGAACAGCCGCAAGCCCGACCUUCGGGUCAUCACCUCCCAGGGCGGCAAGAGUCUGAUGCAGCUGACAGAGGAGGAGCUGGAUUUGAAUGCUCAACGAUUAGGUGUCUCUCAAGUGUCCCAGUCUCUCACCACACCAGUGGUUUCCGUGGCAACGCCCAGUCUCCUAGCGCCCUUCUCUGCCAUGCAGACAGCCUACAACACUGAGUACCAGCUGACCGCAGAUCUCACAGCUCUCCAGAACUUCACACCGUCAGGGCUGCUGCCUGGCAACAUGACCACCUGGCAACAGCAACCAGCAGUAUCCCAGCAACAGCAGCAGCAGCAACAACAGUCGCAACAGCUCAGUUUGGCGUCCCUUAGUAACUUGGUCAUGUGGGGCGCAGAGAAACAGAACGGGGAGAUGGCUAACUGCAUCUCCAAUUUUGCUGCUAACCUGAGCAUGGCCUCUCAGUCAAACUUGCUCUUUGGCAGAGAAGAGGGCCUCUGCUGGCCGGUGGGCCACAUACCUCAGGGCGCCACACUGACCGUCAACACCAACCCUAACAUCAGCAUCAAGUCGGAACCCGUCUCACCCAACCGCGACCGGAGCACUCCGUCCUCCACGGCGGGCGGGGCGGGCGGAGGAGGAGGGCAGGGCCUGGCGUCCUAUCCAGGCUCCCUCCGCCUGGAGCCCGGAACCCAGGGCCGCUCCCCAGUCGACAGCCUGAGCAGCAACGGGAGCUCGUACGAAGGGAGUGACCGGGACGACGGGACCCAGCAGGGGCAGGCUCAGAACCAGGCCAGGGGCCCACCACAGGACUUCCACCACCAGGCAGGUGCAGCCGCCGCUAUGGGGCUCCUGAGGCCCUCGUCAACAGAGCAGCAGCAGGAGCAGGAGGGGGCCAACGUCAAGAGGAUGAGGCUGGACGCCUGGGUCACAUAAAGAGGCUCCGGGCGUCGCAAGUGGAGGACAGAGUCAUGCUCAUGGCUUGUGUACAUGCCCCCCUCCUCCCUACUGUCUAGCUCUAAACACACACACACACGUCUGUCAUCUACCUAGUUACCGUCCAUUUAAUUGAGUUAAUGCUGACCUCACUCCACCUCAUGCACAGACACACAUACACACAAGCAUGCUCACAAACACACUAGUUCUCUCACGUGUAUACGUUGACACCAAUUUGCACUAUAAAAGAAAAUGUGCAUAUAAUUGUGCUCUAUCGUACACACAACAACACCAGGAAACCUAAGGGGCGAGCCACCAAACCAGGGAUUAUAUUAAAUAGUUUGCUGGAAGGGACAAUAAUGGACUCGAAGUGGGAUAUCUGGUUAUUUUUUAGUUGAAUCUCAUUGUACUCUACAUUUUUAGAGAGUGAGUCUUGAUAUCUGACAGUGGUUUUUGCUGUGUCCUUCUCUCUUCACACUCCAAAACAUAUUAACUCACUCCUGACUGUUUUGUCAGACACUUGUUUGGCGUCUACCAUAGGUCUCUUCCUAGUACAGCUGCACUGCUCUAUUGUGAAACAGUAUGACAACCAAAAUGAAUCCACUUCUUUGUACCUGCCCGACGAUGGCUGUAUUGUAUAGAUAGAUCCAGCUUUUUUAUGUUUUUGUAAGAGUACAAGACUUGGGUGAUUUUUUUUUUCUCUCUCUCUUUGAAACUAUUUUUCUCAAUUUAUUUUUUGUCCUUUCUGACUGUUGUUCAUUAGUCAUUACCUUUGGAAAUUUGGAUUUUUUAUGUCCAUUUCAAAUUUAAAACAUUCUUUCAUGCUAGGUGAACAAGAGUCAGUUUAAAAAGACAGGGGUGGUGUAAGGUAUUCUUGUUUUGUUUUUAUACCAGCAAUUCAAUCGGAACCAUGCAUAAAGCAGUACAUUAUACAACAUCCUAUAGUACCUUACUGAGGUAAAAAUUUAUAGACAUUAUAAAACUUUGAUCAGGGAAGGGCUGUAAGAGCUCGAUAGCAUAUACUACAACCUAUCUGCCAUGUCAACUUGACAACACAGAUGCUGAGUGUAUUUGGUGUGUGGAGUGUUUUAAAUAUUUAUUCGGAAUGUUUGUGUGUGUUUCUACCCUCUCGACUUUGCUAUUUCAGAUCACAUUCUAUCACUAACUCAUACAUUGAACCCCACCUACAGACAAACAGACUGAAAUUGUAUUUUUGUUAAACAAUGCCUCUGUUUUGGAAGGCUAACAUUGGGGUGAUGUAAAGAAGGGGACAGGGGGGAACCAUGUAUAUAAGAAGUUUGUUUUCAGUUUGUAAACCCUUCUAUAUGGCUUUUGUAUAGCCGGGACAGCAUUAUUGAAAGGCAAACACGUAAAACAUAUACAGAUAUAUAUAUAUUUAAACAGCUUCAGACAGUAGCGAGUAAACGUAAACCUGCAUCAGACGCAGAGAAAAAGAUAGACAGGGAUUGUACAUAGAAAUAUAUGUUCACAUAUAUUCGGCAGGAUGUCCCUGCAGCUAUUGAUGUGGUGAUUCUCAGUGGAUCUGUCUUUCUAUUUAUGUGUAUAUAAGUGUAAUAUGUUACAAAGCCAAGAGAGGGUGUUGGAGAGGCAGAAAGGGAAGUCAUGUUGAGUCUAACGGUUGUGUGAGUAUGACUAGUACUCUGAAGGAGCGCACUUUAAUCCCCCAGAAACACCUCCUUUACCCCCUUUAAAAGCCAGGGAGUCCUCGAGAAGGGGACAGUAAUGUCCAGAUGUCACACACAAAUACACACACACUCAUUUAAAGGAGCCAGCCAAUAAUUCCUCUGUGAGUCCCUACUCAAAUGACAUUUCUUUCAUAGAGGAGCCUCUGUAGAACUCAAGCCAUGUAUUUGUAUUGAAUAGACUAGACUUAAUAGCUCACAUUUAUCAAAAGUUUUAUAUAAUCAUAAGGGUAUAAUAUGAAAUGGUUUGUUGUGUGUAAUGUGCAUAUUGUGAUUGAAGAUGGAUGAGUAAUUCUCAGAAAUGGUCUGAAUGUUUUGUAGUCCAUAAUGUAGGAAUGAUGUGAAUUUGGAAUAGCGGUAAAGUCCGUUGUAGAAGUCUCAAUAAAUAUACACAAUCCAUCAGUUUCAAGUAUUAUGAAAAUUCAAUUUCACAACGGUUUGAGGUACUGACAACAUAUCUAGGCUUUGGUCUGUAAGUUUAAAGCCAGUCUUACAUAACUUUGGCCCUCAUGACCCCAUACAUCAUCCGUCCAUACUGAAAGUCUACGUUGCUACACAACAUAUUCUCAUAAAUUUCACAACGUGAAGAGGUCAUUUUCUGUCGGAUAUCUUAUUCAGUCUCCCCCUUGAUCGUACUAUAUUUUCUAUUUCAGUGCCACACAAAUAUACAGUACACACAAACAUAAUCUGUGUAUUAUUUUGAAUGUUCUUUUUUUAUUAGUGUGAUUGGGCUUGCUCAGCCCAACUCUUCUACUCAUGGGAAUCUAGGUAGUUUGACAGAGGGACAAAGUGCAUAAAAAGGUAUUUCAGUGUGUAUACUCACACAGGUUCAGACUAUAAGACUGUUGUGUCCUGAGCUUUGAACAAAAUUGUUUGAACAAAAAAAAAAUGUUAUAGCUAAGGUCUUGAAUAGGGCUACACAAGCCACGACAUUGUGUUACAUUAAGUUAAAUAAUAUGGUGGAAGAAAACUGAUAGGAAAUGGGGUUUGUUAGGUAGGGAGUUAGAACGUUGGCUGUUUAGUCAAGCGAGGUGUAAAAAACCCUAACGUGUCUCAGAUCAGCACUAGGGGUAGCUGUAAUCAAAACGGAAAGACAAUCUUUAUGAUAAUAGUAAACCUGCGCCCACAUAUUUCCCAUGUAUAACAAUGUUUAGAAAGUUUCUCUCACUUUCCAGUGUUAAUUUGUGCUGGUGACAGUUCUAUUGUCUGUUUUUAUUAUAACUGUUCUGUAAAGAUUGCUAUUAUUACUAUAAUUUGUAUUAUCAUCACUAUCUUGGCCAUUAUCAAUGGUCUUUUUAAUGAUGAUAUAGAAAUGGCAAUUUUACUUUAUGCGGUUUUUGUGUAGGUUAGACAUCUGGUUUUAUUUGAAUUUUAUUUUAUUAUAUAUAAAUAUUAUAUCAAUAUAUUUAUAUUUGAUUAAAAGUUUUGUUUUCUUUUUUCUUCAAAGGGUUUUACUAAUAUUGCACGAUUUUGUGACAUAAAACAAAACAACCAUUGUAAUGUUAGGGUGACAGAAGGAGACAGAAACAAGUUGAGUAUAACAACCAGUUCAAUGCUGCAAUUUUUAGUUAUAUGUACAAACAUUUGCGUACACGUGGUAAAGUGACAUUUAAGUCACAUUUAAUUUAUUUCUGACCAGACACAUAGAUGUCAAUGCAUGGGCGUAAAACAAGCAAAGAAUGAAUCAUGUAGGAAAUACAUAUGAAGUGUAAUAUCAAUAAGAAUAUACAUCACACAGACAUAAAAUAGAAAUUGAGGAAAAAUGUUUAAAAUAAAUUAUAGCUAAUAUAUUGUGUUCGGCUAGUCUGCUUUUUGUUGUAAAAAGUUUUUUUUGUUUUGUUUUUUUGAGAAUGAUAUACAAUUUGUGUAUAUUUUCAUAAAUAAAGUAUGCACUGAUAUGUUAUUACAAAUUCUAUACUGCUUUUACAAAAAAGUGUUUGUUAUUGUACCAAAGUAUCCAUUUGUCCCUUCUUACCCAACCCCUUUUGCGUAUGUUUUACCGUAUUUUAUAUAUUAAAUAGACAAGUUGACCUACAAAGAGGUUUGAGUAUUUGUGUGCCUAUUAUCAAUUUCUCAUCAGCUAUAUAUGUUUUACAGCUAUAAAUAUGUACAAUGAAUUGAUUAAACAUUGAAGUGAAA